Molecule: messenger RNA, 1978 nt
Organism: Labrus mixtus (cuckoo wrasse)
Lineage: Eukaryota; Metazoa; Chordata; Actinopteri; Labriformes; Labridae
Gene: pgm2
Product: phosphoglucomutase 2
Exons: 13
Coding region: 123-1958 (611 amino acids)
Biological process (GO): carbohydrate metabolic process; purine ribonucleoside salvage
Molecular function (GO): phosphopentomutase activity; magnesium ion binding
Source: RefSeq, a predicted model, not a curated record
CGCCCCGCCUCGCGUGGAGCACGUCCAAGUAGCAGUCACAUACAUCCACACACUCACUUUCUGAGCGUACUGACCUCAGAGGAACACUUCCCGUCAGUGUCUUGAGUCGACAGAGAGCAGAAAUGGAGAGCGGUUCGUCUUCAACCGGGGACAGCGGACUGGACCGGGCUGUCGGUCAGUGGCUGCAGUAUGACCAGAAUCCAAAGACGGUGUCCAUGGUGCAGGCGCUGGUGAAAGAAGGAGCAGUGGAGGCUCUGAAGAAAUGUUUCUCCUCCAGGAUGGAGUUUGGUACGGCAGGUCUGAGAGCACCCAUGGGCCCCGGCAUUUCCUGUAUGAACGACCUCACUAUCAUCCAGACCACGCAGGGUUUCUGCCACUAUCUGGAGGAGAGUUUUGAGAACCUUAAAGAGCGAGGGGUUGUGAUUGGUUAUGACGCCCGGGCCCACCCUCCCAGCGGGGGCGGCAGCAAGCGCUUUGCCAGCCUGGCUGCGGCUGUGUUCAUCAGCCGAGGGGUGCCGGUCCACCUCUUUGCUGACAUCGUCCCCACACCCUUUGUGCCUUUCACAGUGUCCCACCUCGGUCUGUGUGCUGGAAUCAUGGUGACCGCCUCCCACAACCCCAAACAGGACAACGGCUACAAGGUGUACUGGGAGAACGGCGCUCAGAUCUCGUCUCCUCAUGACAAAUGUAUCGCCAAAGCCAUCGAGGAGAACCUGGAGCCCUGGCCCGAGUCCUGGGACACAGAGGAGGCCCUGAAGAGCCCCUUACUCAAAGACCCGUACCAGGACAUCCACACACAAUACUUCAAAGCCAUCCAGAACCACUGCCACAACAGGGACAUAAACAAGAGGUCAAAGGUGAAAAUUGUGCACACGUCCGUGCACGGCGUCGGCCACACAUUCGUUCAGUCGGCUUUCGAGGCCUUUGACCUUCCCGCUCCAUACGCUGUAGAGGAACAGAAAGAUCCAGACCCUGAGUUUCCCACCGUCAAAUAUCCCAACCCGGAGGAAGGAGAGGGAGUCCUGACGCUGUCCUUUGCACUGGCAGAGAGGGAGGGGGCCACCAUCGUGCUGGCAAACGACCCUGAUGCUGACCGACUGGCAAUUGCUGAGAAACAGGAGAGUGGACGGUGGAGAUUGUUCAGUGGUAAUGAAUUAGGAGCGUUGCUUGGUUGGUGGAUGUUCCGCUGCUGGAAACAGCAAAACUCCGACGCUGCUGCCGUUAAAAACCUCUACAUGCUGUCGAGCACCGUCUCAUCCAAGAUUCUGAGAGCCAUCGCUGUCAAAGAAGGCUUUCAUUUUGAGGAAACACUUACAGGCUUCAAGUGGAUGGGAAACAGAGCCAGAGACCUUUUGGACCAGGGAAAAUCUGUUCUGUUUGCCUUUGAGGAGGCCAUAGGGUAUAUGUGUUGUCCCUCUGUAUUGGAUAAGGAUGGAGUGAGUGCUGCAGCGAUAGCAGGAGAGAUGAUUUCCUAUCUGGCCACUAAAAGCACAAGCCUUUCUCAGCAGCUCACCGCCAUCUAUGAAGAGUACGGCUACCACAUCACCAAGAACUCCUACUUCAUCUGCCAUGACCAGGAUGUGAUCCGCAGCUUGUUCGAGCGUAUUCGCAACUACAAUGACCAGAAGGACUCGUAUCCCACUGAAUGUGGCCGCUUCUCCAUCUCCGCCGUACGAGACCUGACCACCGGCCACGACAGCAACCAGCCUGACAACAAGGCUGUUCUUCCCACGUCCCGUUCCAGUCACAUGAUCACAUUUAGCUUCUCCAACGGGGGCGUGGCCACCAUUAGGACCAGUGGUACGGAGCCGAAGAUCAAAUACUACACUGAACUCUGUGCUGCUCCUGGCAACAGUGAUGUGACGCAGCUGAAGAAGGAGCUGGAUGACCUGGUUGAAGCCAUUAUUGAAAACUUCUUGGAGCCAGAGAAGAAUAAGCUGCAGCCCAAGCCGCAGUAGCACUUCAUAAAAAAAUACAA